Rhizoctonia solani is the source of this 282-nucleotide messenger RNA. Its product is annotated as DASH complex subunit Dad1. Gene Ontology annotation, cellular component: spindle microtubule; DASH complex; mitotic spindle pole body. The coding region runs from base 1 to 282 and encodes 93 amino acids. NCBI's taxonomy places the organism in Eukaryota, Fungi, Basidiomycota, Agaricomycetes, Cantharellales, Ceratobasidiaceae. The record is from RefSeq and is a predicted model, not a curated record. The transcript has 2 exons.
AUGUCUACCACAACUGCCCACGAUGAGCACUCCUUUUUUGAGCGAGAGCGUGAAAGGCUUAUUGCCGAUAUUGCAUCCAGUUUUGAGGAAUUACUUUCCAACAGCAAUGUGAUUAAUCGACGCCUUGAAGACCUGGGCGGGACAGGCAAAAGCUUUGACACUGUUGCACAACUUUGGGGGAGCUUCCAUAAUCUCGUCAGGGAGCAAGAGCGUGCAGCUCAGGACGCCGACGUAUUAGCAGGUACUGGUUCCCGACUUGGCGGGCGGACCUCCACAAUGUAG